Messenger RNA from Hevea brasiliensis (rubber tree), 2490 nucleotides. RefSeq names its product serine/threonine-protein kinase PBL27. The record is from RefSeq and is a predicted model, not a curated record. Bases 374 to 1924 code for a protein of 516 amino acids. NCBI's taxonomy places the organism in Eukaryota, Viridiplantae, Streptophyta, Magnoliopsida, Malpighiales, Euphorbiaceae. Gene Ontology annotation, molecular function: ATP binding; protein kinase activity. Gene Ontology annotation, biological process: protein phosphorylation. The transcript is spliced from 5 exons.
UAAUUUUUUUUAAAUGAAAAAAUAAACUAUCUUUAUUUUUAAUUACAUGUUUUUUCAUUGAUUUUUCCUUUUUUUUUUCAAGCUUUUUUCUUUUUCUUUACCUUCUCUUCUUUCUUGCUGGUCUACACAUCAGUUUCUUCGAUUUGUUGAUCUAACCUUUACUCUCUGGAUCUUUCCCUUCAAUGGCCACUGAAGAUCCUGGAGAGAGAAACCAAAUUAGCCAAAGUAAAGUGAGUGGCUUCGUAGUGAAUUAUAUCAGUUUUUGAUGAAUUAAUUGCUAAAGGGCCUAACUUUGGCGAGGAAUUUUUUUGGGGGGGGGUGUUUUUAUCUAGUCUGAGGUUUGUGGGUCGGGUUUGAUUUGUUUGGAUUUGAUAUGGGUGGGUGUUUUCCUUGUUUUGGAUCAUCAAACAAGGAGGGCAGUGGUGGUGGUGCUGCCGUCAAAGAAGUGGCUAAGAAGGAUUCGGUCAAAGAAGGCUCAGUUGCUCAGUCUCACCAUGUUAGUAGAGUUAGCUCAGACAAAUCAAAAUCCCAAAAUGGUUCUGAUCCUAAGAAGGAGCCAGCAAUUCCUAAAGAUGGACCAACUGCCAAUAUUGCAGCACAAACAUUUACAUUCAAAGAGCUUGCUGCUGUGACGAAGAACUUCAGACCAGAGUGUCUGUUGGGUGAAGGGGGAUUUGGGCGUGUUUACAAAGGGUAUUUGGAGAGCACUGGACAGGUGGUUGCUGUAAAACAGCUCGAUCGGAAUGGACUUCAAGGAAACAGGGAAUUUCUUGUUGAGGUUCUCAUGCUUAGCCUCUUGCACCAUACCAACCUCGUUAAUUUGAUUGGUUAUUGUGCUGAUGGGGAUCAGCGCCUCCUCGUUUAUGAGUUUAUGCCACUGGGAUCAUUAGAGGAUCACUUACAUGAUCUUCCACCAGACAAGGAGCCUCUGGACUGGAACACAAGGAUGAAGAUUGCAGCUGGUGCAGCUAAGGGGUUGGAGUACUUGCAUGACAAAGCAAGUCCACCUGUCAUUUACCGAGAUUUGAAGUCGUCCAAUAUCCUUCUUGAUGAGGGCUAUCAUCCCAAGUUGUCAGAUUUUGGACUUGCAAAGUUGGGUCCUGUCGGUGAUAAGACUCAUGUCUCUACACGUGUGAUGGGAACAUAUGGUUAUUGUGCCCCUGAAUAUGCUAUGACUGGUCAACUUACUUUAAAAUCCGAUGUCUAUAGCUUUGGAGUUGUCUUUCUUGAACUCAUCACUGGGCGCAAGGCCAUCGAUAAUACCCGGGCUCCUGGAGAGAAUAAUCUUGUUGCAUGGGCGCGGCCGCUUUUCAAGGAUCGUAGGAAGUUCCCCAAAAUGGCUGAUCCAUUGCUUCAAGGGCGUUAUCCAAUGCGAGGAUUGUAUCAAGCUCUUGCAGUUGCAGCCAUGUGCUUGCAAGAACAAGCAGCCACGAGACCUCUAAUAGGCGAUGUGGUGACUGCACUCACUUACUUAGCUUCCCAAACAUAUGACCCUAAUGCUGCCAAUCAAAGUAACAGAAUUGGGCCAUCUACUCCUAGGAACAGGGACGAUCGAAGGGGGAUGGCAGGUGGGCUGCAUAGCCCAGAUGAACAUGGACAUGAUGGACAGCAUGGUUCUCCUUCUACUCACAAAAAUUCACCUGAUUAUAGAAGGCGUGAUACUGUCUGGGAAUUAAGCAAUGGCGCAGAGUUACGAAGGAGUGAUGCCAGUGGUGGGUCUAGUCGAAAAUGGGGUUUGGAUGACUCUGAGCAACAGGACUCUCAAAGAGAUAAUCCAGUAAAUAACUGUAGAGCAAGGGAAACUUCAAGGAAUCGUGAUUUAGAUAGAGAGCGUGCAGUUGCAGAUGCAAAAGUUUGGGGUCAAAAUUGGAGGGAGAAAAAGCGGGCAAAUGCAAUGGGUAGCUUUAAUGGUACAAAUGAGUAAGAUUGUAGUAGAAGGCCAAUUCAUGUUACUUUCUUUGGUUUGGGCAAUAUAUGUUGUAUGCUUCCAAGGAAAGAAAAGCUGCAGAUACAGCAUCCAUAACCGUCUUGGUUUCUAUUUCCACUCAGGGAAUAACACUACUUGUAUCCAACUUAGACUGCUGUUGUUUUGUCCUGUUUCAUUCUUGCAGUCUGAGUAUGAAAUUGAGUGCUUCAAUUAUACGGUUGAAGGAAGGAGAAAAGAGAGUUCAAAAGAAGGGUGUUCAGGGCAAGAGGGUAAACAUUUGGUUUCAGGCAUUUAAAGGAAACCUCACUGCAGAAUUGAUGUAUGCAACAUGUUAAUCUAUGUAUUUAGGGUUUUUUCUUUUUUUUCUCUUUUCUUUUUGAAGUUGUUGUCACAGAUGGAAGAUAGCUAAUUUUUGCCCCGUGUAUUUGUCCUAAAAUGUGGGGAGACUUGGUGGAUUUGGUGUGGGUGUGUCGUUGGUGUCCAUCUUGUACUCGUAAGUACGGUCUUGUGUAUGGAUUUUCCAGAGACGAUGAUGUUUCGGCUUAUACAGGAAGUUUUCAGGA